This is a messenger RNA of Dioscorea cayenensis subsp. rotundata (Guinea yam), 1048 nucleotides long. Its product is annotated as trafficking protein particle complex subunit 5. The record is from RefSeq and is a predicted model, not a curated record. Lineage: Eukaryota; Viridiplantae; Streptophyta; Magnoliopsida; Dioscoreales; Dioscoreaceae. The transcript has 8 exons. Gene Ontology annotation, biological process: endoplasmic reticulum to Golgi vesicle-mediated transport. The coding region runs from base 78 to 662 and encodes 194 amino acids. Gene Ontology annotation, cellular component: TRAPPIII protein complex; TRAPPI protein complex; TRAPPII protein complex.
AUCGUCUUGUUCGUCUAUAGACCGAACCUUGGUGCUCUCUCUCUUUCUCUCUCUUUCUCUUUCUCUGAGCAGCAGCGAUGAUCGGGGCGGGCAAGAUGAAGCAGUACGGGAACGUCCUCGAGAAACCCCUCAGCAAGGGCCGCCAUGAGGUUAGCUUGAGCGCCUUUGCUUUCCUGUUCUCGGAGUUAGUGCAGUACAACCAGACGCAGGUCGACAACAUCGCUGAGCUUGAGCGGAGACUAGAGGAUGCUGGCUAUGCUGUUGGAGCAAGAGUUCUUGAACUUCUCUGUCAUAGAGAGAAGGGAAACAGAAGGGAGACGCGAUUACUUGGGAUUUUAUCUUUUGUACACAGCACAGUUUGGAAAGUUCUCUUUGGGAAGGUAGCUGAUUCACUUGAAAAAGGAACUGAGCAUGAAGAUGAGUACAUGAUCAGUGAAAAGGAACUUCUUGUGAACCGAUUUAUAUCCAUACCUAAAGAUAUGGGAACAUUCAAUUGUGGGGCAUUUGUUGCUGGUAUUGUCAGGGGUGUCUUGGAUAGCGCAGGAUUUCCAGCUGUUGUAACAGCACAUUUUGUACCCAUGGAGGGCUUGCAACGGCCGCGAACUACCAUUCUUAUAAAAUUUGCUGAAGAGGUGAUCAAGAGAGAAGCAAGACUUGGCUAACCAUCCUGUUGGAGAUCACAUUGCCAAGGUGCAUGCAUGACAUCAAGAGCCAUUUAUUAUUAAGUUCAGUGUGUAGAUGGAAAUCAUUCUGCAUUGUUUUCGGAAGAUGCUUCUACCCCAUCCUCUUUCAUCUCCCUGCAUACUUUGCAUGCUCGCUGGCACUGACAAGGUUUAUUUGAUGCUCUGAAAAAUCUCAUUGUACCACACCUUUAGUUGAGCUAAAACAAGAACAAUUGUUAUACCUAAUGCUCUCGAUUGAUCAAGCCUUGUCGUACUUAGUUGAUCAAUUGCCACUUGUGAAUCAGAAUUCUCAAAACUAUUGUUUUCUAGGGUUUGUAUCUUAACUUGUGAAGAAUCAUAAGAAACAGUAUCAAUCUUUUUUUUUC